UGAAAUUUCUAAUCAAACGAUAGCUGCAACGUUGGCGAAGUAUGGCAAAAUAGUGAAGGUGGAUCGGGAAAUGUAUCGUGAUUGGCCUAAUGUCGAAACUGGGGUUCGACUGGCAACAAUGAGUGAAUUAACUGAGGGGAUUCCCCGUCGUCUCUUCAUUGGCCCUUAUCCGAUAGAAACUAGAUAUCGUGGGCAAGUGCCUUUAUGUGGUCGAUGUGGCGAAUAUGGUCAUCGAGUUGCUACAUGUUCGAAUGAUGUAAAGUGUUUCAAGUGUGGUCAAAAUGGUCACAUACAACGUCAAUGUUUCAAGUGUUUUCUAUGUGGACAGUUUGGGCAUGUCAGGGCAAAUUGUCUCGAGAAUCGACGUGACGUGUCCAAUGACAGCGAUGAUGAAACGUCGGAAAGUAAUUUGAGUAACGAUAUUGGUCGUGAUGAAGACCGUAGCGUAGACUCUCGGUCGAAUGAUGAAGAUAUGGACCCUGUGGACUCGACAAGUUGUAAGGAUCCAGGUGACAUCAGAGAUGAAGUCAUGAACAAGAUAUAUAAUGAUGUCAGCCAAUCUUACUCAGCAGAACAAGGAUCUGUUCAAACCGUCGAGAACAACAAAAGAAAAGCAGAAGAGGACGUUUCCAUACCUGACGAAGGUGUUAAGGUUCCUGGAGACUCCACUGACCAACGUGUCAGUGACAUGGGCAGCUCACCUGAAGAACGGACAAAAAAGACCAAUAAGGAGAAAAAGAAGAAGAGGAAAAAACAUAAUAAACCUUAAGGGACAAUGGCGGAAAUUAGUGUGGUAUCUUUAAAUGUUAAUGGGCUUAGAGACCAUCGGAAACGUCGUCUGCUGUUUGAUUUUUUAAAGUAUGAAAAUUUGAUGUAAUAUUUCUUCAAGAAACGUAUAUUGCAACCGUUGACGAUUGUGUAAAAUGGAACAAGGCGUCGGGUCUGAAAGGGUAUUGGAGUCUUGGCUUGUCAAAUAGUUGUGGUGUUGGUAUAUUACUCCGUGAUCCCGACAGAUUCCAACACUGUACUUUUCGUUGUGAUGCUGCUGGACGUAUCAUUUCUUUGGACUGUACAUUCAAUAGUCAGGACUUGAGGUUUAUUAAUAUAUAUGCCCCUACUGACGGGUCCAAGCGCAUAGAAUUUUUUCAAAGUCUUGAUAAACAUUUUGUCUCUCGUAGACGGUUAAUUAUUGGAGGUGAUUUUAAUUGCAUGUUAGAUUUGGCGAACGAUAAAUAUGGCGGAAAUCCUGUCUCAGGAGAUACUGGUGCUUUAUAUCUCAAGAAACUAAUACAGAGAUUUGAUUUAGUUGACGUUUGGCGUAAACAGCAUCCAACUGAUCGUCAAUUUACGUGGCAAACUAAACGUGGUAACAUUAAAUGUCGUUUGGACAGAUUUUAUUUUUCUUCAUCGCUUGUAAGGGAUUAUGACAUCGAAACAGACAUAAUGAUCUAUCCCUAUUCGGAUCAUGAUCUUGUUCGGGUAUUGUUAACAGUUGACAAAGCUACUAGUAAUGUUGGUCCCGGUGUGUGGAAGCUAAAUGUCUCAUUAUUACAAGUGCAAGAAGUUCGUGAGCAAAUUGCUUCAUUUUGGGAACAUUGGAAAGACAGGAAAAAUGAUUUUGGUAAUGUAGCAGAAUGGUGGGAUUAUGGCAAGUUACGAGUUAAAUCUCUUUUUCUCAAAUAUAGUCACAAAGCAUCUCGAAAGCGCAAGCAAGAACGUGCGACCGUACUUAAUCGCUAUCGUCGUAUUGUGUGUAAAACCAAUUUAUCGGAGGACGAAGUUAAAGAACUCGACUUAGUUAAGUCCCAAUUGGAAACUAUGGAUUUAAAACGUAUUCAAGGAAACAAGAUUCGAAGUGGAGCAAAAUGGCUUGAAUCAAACGAACAGCCAUCACGCUUUUUCUUCCAAAAGGAGAAAAGACGAGCGGUUAAGAAAACGUGUCCUGCUCUGCGCACGAGUGAUGGGCGGAGAUUGACUGAGCAAGAUGAUAUCUCAAAGGAACAAGUUAGUUUUUAUAAAGAACUUUAUUCAGAAAUGCCGACAGAUAAAGUUGCCCAAGAUCGGUUACUCAAUUUACUGGACAGAAAACUAACAAAUGAGCAACGCGAUUCAUGCGAGGGUCAGUUAACGGUGGAUGAAUGUUUGGUAGCAGUAAAGUCUAUGGCAAAUGGCAAAACCCCUGGUUCCGACGGUCUACCGAAAGAAUUUUAUUUGUCCUUUUGGGACCUGCUUAAAGAAGACUUUGUUGAAAUGGCAAAUUAUUGUUUUUCAGUUGAACUGAUGCCUGAGUCUAUGCGCCAAGCAUUAAUAUCACUGUUGUUUAAGAAAGAAGAUCCUGAAUUAUUGAAAAACUGGCGCCCAAUUUCGCUCCUCAAUACAGAUUACAAGAUUAUUACAAAAGUUCUGGUAAAUCGUGUUAAACCUGUUAUGCCCAUAAUAAUACACCCGGAUCAAUGCUGUUCUGUCCCUGGUCGUUCGAGUGAAGACAAUGCGACUCUCCUACGAGACGUAUGUGACUAUCUGGAAGUUAAUGAAAGAAUGGCCUGUGCCUUUAUGUCGAUAGAUCAAGAAAAAGCGUUUGAUUAUGUUGACUGGGGCUUUUUAGACAGAAUUUUAGAUACCAUGAACUUUGGUCCACAAUUUCGAUCAUACAUUAAAUGUAUUUAUCAUGAUAUUCAGAGUGCUAUAAUCUCCAAUGGUUAUGUUUCAGAAUUUUUUCAAGUGCAACGAGGUGUACGACAAGGGUGCCCGCUAUCUCCAUUGUUGUUUGUCAUAGUGGCGGAAGUGUUUGGACAAGCGAUUCGGAAGUGGCCAGAAAUACAGGGAUUGCGUGUGCCUGGAGGGAAGGAAGUGAAAAUAUCACAAUAUGCUGAUGAUAACACCUGCAUUGUUACCAAUUCAUAUGGCCUUGUUAAAGUCAUCGAUGUCUUUAAUGAAUAUGGUCGAGCAUCCGGAGCGAGGCUUAAUACACCGAAAUCAAAGGGUCUUUGGCUCGGUAGGUGGCGAUCUCGUACUGAUUCACCCUGUGGUCUAACGUUGGUUAACACGAGCUUAAAAAUUGUUGGUAUUUACUUUGGUUCCGAAAAUGCAAAUAUCCAGUCAUGGGCAGAGGUUACGGCCAAAUUCAAGGGAAUAUUGAAGAAAUGGGAACCACGGUAUCUAACGUUACGGGGGAAAAUGACGGUGAUCGGGAGUCUGGUGGCUUCGACGCUUUGGCAUGUGGUAAAGAUAUACCCGCUAACGCGUGAAUGUAUUGACUCGCUACAAUCAGAAAUUUGGAAAUUCGUUUGGUCAAAGAAACCGGAGUGGGUGCGUCGGGAAACGUGUAUGUCAGACUAUCUGAAUGGGGGUCUGCGAAUUAUUAAUCUUGACAUCAAAAGCAAAGCAUUGUUGAUUGGUCGUGUUUUCCGAUUUUUUGAGGAGAGUGAGGCACCUUGGAAAGAUUUCAUGCGUUAUUACAUCGGACGGUCUUUAGGCAUAAACGAUAACUCGAGACCAAAUAGCGACAUUCCAACUCCGUUUUAUAGUCAUCUUCUUCGUGUUCUGAGAGAAUUUGCUGUUGAUUUGGGACAACCUUGCACGAGUAAAAUGUAUUAUUUAAACCGUAUUGAAGAUUGUGUUACCCCGGUACAAGCAAGAAGCGAGUUAGCUUGGAAUCAAAGAUUUGGUCCUGGUUUAAUCUGGAAAGAGAUUUGGACAGAUGUCGCUCGAAGUUUCAAUGAUCCAGUGUUACGUGAUUUUGAUUGGCGCGCGGUACAUCGGGUUUUGCCUGUCAAUUUCAGAGUGCAUAAAUGGUAUUCAAGAAUAUCCUCAGCAUGUGCACGGUGUGGUGAAAGAAUCGAAACAUUGGAACACACGUUGAUUCAUUGUCCGAUGGUAAAGGAGCUGUGGAUGUUUAUUCUGAAACUGUGCAAUCAAAUUGAUGCAUCGGUUAUUGGUCUGUCAGAACGGAAUAUGUUGUUGGGUUGUUUCCCGCGAACAAGAACAAGAGACCUUUUGCGUUACUUAAUUAGUGUUGGCAAAUUUUCCGCGUGGAAAGAGCGCGUGUCAUAUCAGUUUAGGAAGGAUGAGAAAAUCAACAGUCUUGUAUAUUUUAGGAAUUAUGUGCGAACUCGAUUAGAAACAGAACAGGGCAUCAUGGGCACGAAAAACUUUGAGUCAAAAUGGUGUUUAAACAAUGUCUUAGCAUGUGUCACAAACGGUAUAAUUCGAACUUUGAUCUAACAGUCAAUAUUUGUGUGACUUAAUGUAAAUAAUUUAAUGUAAUCUAAUGCAUGUGAAUUGUGUGUCAAAUAAUUUUGAUUCCCCGUAGUGAUAUACACUAUGUGGGGUUUUUAAUAAAAAAUUACUCUUACCUAAUGGUAGAGUUUUGACGGGCUCUGAGGUACACGGGCUGUUGUCUGUUUCUCGACUUAGAGACGUGCAACGUUUACUAGUCGAAAAGGAGAUGUGGGUCUUGAGUUUUCCUGCAAAUUCAAGUCCCGAAUUCAAGACUCAUGCCAGGUCUUGAAUUGAAAAUGUAAAACCAGGUAACUGGUUAUUAUUUUUUCGUAAUAACCGGGUAGCAGGUUAUUACGGAAAAAUAAUAACCUGGUAGCAGGUUAUUACGGAAAAAUAAUAACCUGGUAGCAGACUAGCAGGUUAUUAUUUUUCCGUAAUAACCUGCUACCAUACUGCUACCCGGUUAUUAUUUUUCCGUAAUAACCUGCUACCCGGUUAUUAUUUUUCCGUAAUAACCUUCAACCCCGUAUUUCCCCCGGAGAAAUCAAAUACCACCGCCUGCUUUUAGACUGAAGGUUAUUACGGGGGAGUUAAAAACCGACGAAAUACAAAAGAAUAUGGUCUGAUGAGUUUGUAAUGAUAUUUAAACCCACGUUAGAACCCCAGUUGAAAACCAUACCAGAUAUUCACGCCAAUUAAAACCCAUACCCUUAUUUUACCAGUAUAGCAAUCUCAUAUCUCAUUAUAUCAUAAUUUUGCAUGUGUUAUAGCGUCUUCGUAGAACUGAGAGUGAUGCAGAAGAAGGAAUAGACGAAGACGACUCGAGCUCGGAGGAAAAUGGUGAACGUGUUCAAUGUUAUCCCUCGUGA
Paramuricea clavata is the source of this 5090-nucleotide messenger RNA. NCBI's taxonomy places the organism in Eukaryota, Metazoa, Cnidaria, Anthozoa, Malacalcyonacea, Plexauridae. The record is from the annotation of a GenBank genome assembly.